Aureobasidium namibiae CBS 147.97 is the source of this 2172-nucleotide messenger RNA. RefSeq lists its product as uncharacterized. Gene Ontology annotation, molecular function: DNA binding; DNA-binding transcription factor activity, RNA polymerase II-specific; zinc ion binding. NCBI's taxonomy places the organism in Eukaryota, Fungi, Ascomycota, Dothideomycetes, Dothideales, Saccotheciaceae. Bases 1 to 2172 code for a protein of 723 amino acids. The record is from RefSeq and is a predicted model, not a curated record. The transcript is spliced from 3 exons. Gene Ontology annotation, biological process: DNA-templated transcription; regulation of DNA-templated transcription.
AUGUCAGCGACAGAUCCAGACUCUCUUCAAACGACGGCUCCCCCACGCAGCAGCACUACCAAAUCGCAACGCCCGCUCGCUUGUGCAGCGUGCCAACAACGAAAAGUAAAAUGCGAUCGUAAAUUCCCUUGCAACGCUUGCGUCAAGAGUCGCGUACAAUGUAUACCUAUCUCGGUUCCAAGACAGCGACGACGACGAUUCCCUGAAGCAGAAUUGUUGCAACGAGUCAGACAUCUAGAAGACUUGCUUCGUCAACACAACAUAGACUUUGAUCCUUUGCAUGCAAAUGCUACAACUGCCGAGCCGACUGAGACGGUCAGCUUAGAGCAGGAUAAAGCAAGCCCUGAGAUUAAGACAGAGCCCACCUUCGAAGCGAAGAACCUCUGGCUGGCCAUGAGUCAAACUGUACGACCUCAUCGCAGUCUUCCACUGAUGGACGAGAUACUAAUCACCGAUUACCAGUCUCCUAAUAAAGACGAAAGCGAAGAUGACGAAGACUACAAGGAUGUCGAAGACCUUCGCGAUGUAGCUGGAAAGAAAUCAUGGGACCAGUUGUUCAAGAACAGUACCGACUUCUUACUUUUUGGGUCUUUGAUCGAGGAUAUCGACCUUCAAGUUUUGCACCCUCCUGAUCAUGUGCAGGUCUUUACACUCUGGCAGGUCUAUCUGGAUGAUGUCAACCCGUUGCUCAAGGUCACACACACUCCUACGUUAAAUGCAAGACUCAUCAAUGCUACGGGAGACUUAACAAACAUUGAGCCCAAUUUGGAAGCGUUGAUUUUUGGUGUAUAUUGUGUUGCUGUCAUGAGUCUCACAGAAGUGGGAUGUAUGGAUAUAUUCAGAUGUGAGAAAGAGGUCCUUAUGCAGAGGUAUCGAUUUGGGUGUCAGCAGGCAUUGCUCAGAUGCAGAUUCCUACAGACUGACAAUCGAGACUGUUUGACGGCUUUGUUUCUGUAUCUGGUUGCUGUAAGGCCAGAUGCUGAUCCUCGGUCUUUAUCUUCGCUGCUGGGUCUUACGAUACGCAUCGCACAACGUAUGGGACUAGACAACGAGUCUUCAAACGUCAAGUGCGGACCUUUGGAGGGCGAGAUGCGUCGCAGGCUGUGGUGGGCUCUUCUCCUAUUCGACAACCGUGUUUGCGAAAUGGGCGACUAUCGCGCAGUCACAUUAAGCCCAUCUUGGUCUUGCAAGGUUCCCGCAAACAUCAACGAUUCUGAUCUGCGGGUAGAGAUGGAGACACUGCCACAGAGCCAUGACAGACCUACAGAAAUGACAAUGGCCAUCUUGCGCUACAAAGUGGCGGAUCUAGUCCGCCACAGCUCUUUUUUCCUCGACUUUACAAAUCCAGCGUUGAAAGCUCUCGCUAAUCCCAAGGACCACGGUGGCAGUCUCGAAGUCCUUCAACAGAGGAUCGAAGACGAAUUUCUACGCCACUGCAACCCAGAUCACCCACACCAAUUCAUGACCAUAUGGCUCACCCGAGGCCACAUAGCCCGCUACCUGCUUUUCCAACAUUUCUCCAUUCCACUAGAAAAACAAACUUGGCAACAACGCUCCUCAGCCAUCACCCACGCAUUAACGAUGCUCUCCUGCGACACAACGAUAAUGACUCACCCAUACACAACAAAGCACUCUUGGUUUCUAUUCUUUCACUUUCCUUUCCCUGCCUACAUACACAUUCUGCAACAUCUCAAACGCGAACCUUUGGCUUCUCAGGCCGAACUCUGCUGGAAGACCUUGAGCGAGAGCUGCAAGGUCAGAUUUACAAAUCCGGAAUACGAAGCGCACCCGUUUCACAAAACACCCAUGUUUGCAGUGUUUACGCGUAUCGUUGUUAAGGCUUGGGAAUCUAGAGCUGCAGCACUGCGGAAGCAAGGAGAGACGGAGCAGGAAGAAGUGCCUUUUAUCGUUACGGAGUUCCAGAAGAAGUUAUUGGGUUCCGAGGCUCCUUCGUUGGAAAACAUGACCAGCAGUGAUGAAGAUACGACUUCACGAUUCGAGGAUGAGGGGAUGGUGAUGCCGUUCCCAAUGAUGAGUGCUGCAGGUCCUUUCAGUUGUUUUGACCAAGGUGCUUUGGACAUAUGGAGUGACGAUAACUUGAUGGAUGUCGAUAUGGGUGCUCUGGACUUAGCUGGCGUUGGCUGGCCUCUGUUGAAUAUCUCGGGUACGUAA